AUGUCUUGGGUCGUCAGUCGUUCUCGUUUUAAACGAGAUAUCAAUAAACUCCCCAGCCACUUCAAGCAACAGUGGCUUAAACAGCAGGAAGCAACUUCUUUACCCACAUUCAAAGGGUUCUUUCCAGAAAAGUUACCCAGAUCACAACAAAAGACCAGAUUCGAGGCUGGUAUCACUGAAGGGGACUUGGCUUAUGUGACGGAAGGAAAGCACAAAGGCAAAAUAGCGGAAGUUUUGGCUUAUAGUCCUGAAUUUGAUGCUGUUUCCUUGUCCAAUAUUUCAACGAAAAAGCUUUUACCUAAACCGUUCUGGCCAGAGGGUCAAACAUCGUAUGUGUACGAUUUUCCCGAUUAUAUACCAAGGAGCAAAGUGAGGGUAGUUGGUAAGAAUAAAGAAGAUGGAAAAAUUUCGUAUAUGGUUGCAGAGGAAGUGGUAAUGGGGAAACCUUACUACGAUGAUAGGUAUAAAAAAUGGAUUCCCGAGAGAUAUAUAAAACACCACGAUUAUUUGUUGCCAUGGCCAACUCCUGCAAAAAUUAAUGAAGGAGAAUUAUCUACACCAGAAAACAUAGCUACAGAAAGGACCUUUGAAUUUACAACGAUUGGAAAAUCGUCGAUACCUAUAGAAUUGGUUAAUCAAUUGCGUAAUCCAUACAGCAGGUACAAGAAGAGGGAGCUCAAUGGGUUGCAAGUUGCAAAACUCAAUGGCCCUGAAAUGCCAUUAACGAUUGAGCAAAAGAUCUGGUUGGCUAAACAAGCUGAGAAACCAAAGAAGAAGUUGUACCCAUUAUCGGAGGAAGUCAAAGAAUUUAUUGGAUCUAGAAUGGCAGAGCAUAUGAAUAAAAUUGAGAGUCCUGAAUUGCGCCAUCACUUGGAAGUUUUAUCUAAAGUGAAAAUACCGGACUUUGAAAAGACAUUGAAGAUUAUUGAGGAGACAAAGAAAGAGGAGAGUGCAUUGGGUGAAGAGAGUGGAGUCUAA
Molecule: messenger RNA, 978 nt
Organism: Lodderomyces orthopsilosis Co 90-125
Lineage: Eukaryota; Fungi; Ascomycota; Pichiomycetes; Serinales; Debaryomycetaceae
Gene: MRPL40
Product: mitochondrial 54S ribosomal protein YmL40
Exons: 1
Coding region: 1-978 (325 amino acids)
Source: RefSeq, a predicted model, not a curated record